AUGAGCCGUGAAGAGAGAGUUUUGAGUGAUACUGAUAAUGAAAAUACGAAUGAGGAAAUAGAGACUGGUAUUGAUUCCCCGGACGAAUCAUCUUCAGGGUUGUUCACAGCGGGACGCUCGUUACAAUCGAACGUCAUAGAAGACCACAACCCUGACUAUAUAUCUGCAGAUGCAGAAUUGGCCGCAGAGAUACCAGAUGACACCGAAGUAAUUGACUUAGUGCAUUUGAAAGUACUGGCGUUGGAAGACUUGAAUUUGUUGAGAUUUAAGAAUUUGAAGAAGUUAUAUUUAAGACAGAAUUUGAUCGAGUCAAUAGCUGAACUGGAGGUACUACCGUUAGAAAACAUGGAAGAGAUUGAUUUUUACGAUAAUAGAAUCAAACACAUCUCGAAAAGCGUUAAUCUUUUCUCUAAUCUAAAGACACUCGACUUAUCUUUUAAUAAGAUUAGAACUAUCAAGAACGUCGAUAAAUUGGUAAACCUCGAGAAUUUGUAUUUCGUCCAGAAUAAGAUAUCUAAGAUUGAAAAUUUAGGAACCCUUACAAAGUUGAAAAAUCUUGAGCUUGGUGGCAACAGAAUCAAAGAAAUUGGUCCUGAUGACUUGAAAGGUUUGGCUAAUCUCGAAGAGAUAUGGUUGGGUAAGAACUCAAUCCCUAAAUUGAUAAACUUGCAACACCUCAAAAAUUUGAGAAUAUUAAGCAUCCAAUCUAACAAAUUGAAGAAAUUUGAAGGACUUGAGGAGUUGGAGAACUUAGAAGAAUUGUAUGUCUCUCACAAUUUUAUUUCGAAGAUCGAAGGACUUGAAAAUAACCUAAAAUUAACUACUUUAGAUGUAACUGGUAAUAGACUUACGAAGAUCGAAAACUUAAAGCAUUUGACACAUCUUACUGACCUAUGGGCGUCUGAUAAUCAAAUUGAUCAACCGUUCGAAUCUCUAGGCGAAGAAUUGGGGAAAUUACCUGAAUUUGAAACGAUAUAUCUCGAAGGAAAUCCAAUACAGACUAAAAAUCCUACACAGUACAGAAGAAAGAUUAUGUUGAAUUUGGGGGAAUCGCUUCAAAAAAUCGACGCUACGUACGUUCGUGCCUAA
Kluyveromyces lactis is the source of this 1089-nucleotide messenger RNA. RefSeq names its product type 1 protein phosphatase-activating protein SDS22 (gene SDS22). The record is from RefSeq and is a predicted model, not a curated record. The coding region runs from base 1 to 1089 and encodes 362 amino acids. Gene Ontology annotation, molecular function: protein binding. NCBI's taxonomy places the organism in Eukaryota, Fungi, Ascomycota, Saccharomycetes, Saccharomycetales, Saccharomycetaceae. The transcript has a single exon.